Messenger RNA from Amaranthus tricolor (Joseph's coat), 827 nucleotides. RefSeq names its product dirigent protein 1-like. The transcript is spliced from 2 exons. The record is from RefSeq and is a predicted model, not a curated record. Lineage: Eukaryota; Viridiplantae; Streptophyta; Magnoliopsida; Caryophyllales; Amaranthaceae. Bases 4 to 558 code for a protein of 184 amino acids.
UAUAUGAUAAUGGCUAUGUAUCCACUCUCUCAUAUUAUUCUUAUUUUGCUUCUUUCAACAAUAUCACUCUCCUUUCAUAACAAGAACAAUGCCCAACACAUAACAUCUCUCCAUUUCACAGGUUACCUACAUGAAAAAUUCAACAAAACCAUCUAUUUCACAUUCAAAGGCCAAAAACGCAGCGCUAAAUCUGCAUCAAACCCAUUUGGCUCUCUAUUAGCCUACAAUGAACCCCUUACCGAGACUCCGAACCCGUCUUCGAAACUGUUGGGAAACAUGGAGGGUUCAGGUGUGACCUCGAGUUUUAAUGGAGAUAGAAUGACUUUCAUUUGUAGGAGCAAAUUGAAGAUAAAAGGAUACGAAGGUGAGAUAUUGAAUGUAGGGAGUGCAUCCUUUACUAAGUUAUCAGAACUUCCAAUUGUUGGUGGUACUGGUGACUUUAGGUUUGCUCAAGGUUACAUCAUUCAAUCUGAUAUGUUCAAAGGUAUUGGUGGUGCUUCAUAUUAUAAGGUUGAUUUUCAUGUGUAUUGGCCUCCUUUUUCUGUUCUAGCCCAUUAGUGUAUCAUGCAUGGUGAUAUGUCAUUGUUGGGCUCACCAGCGGAUAAUGAUUCGAAUUAGUAUAAUAUUGUUUGCUUUGUGCCAAGCCUGUAUACAUCUGUUUUUGCAUAUGGGUUUAUAUCCAAAUCGGUUUGAACCCGACCCACCAAUGCCAUCCAUAUGUGGUGAGGAUUUGCAUUUGGGGUUUUUUUCCUUUGAACUUUUUCAGUAAUAUCUUUUAAUAAUUAGAUGAACUCUCAUAAGGAACGUGGCUUUAUAGUGAUAUACAC